UUUCUUUCUGCCUCUUACGAGUGCGUGUGUGUAUAUAUAUACACACACGUGUAUACUAUAUGCAUAUAUGUAUUCUCUGAUAGUUCCCUAUUUAGUUCAUGCAAGUCAAAAGGAUUUCUCUGCGUUCUCUGUUGUUCAUUUUCUCAGACAGAACUCUGGUUUCUCUUAUACUCUGUUUCUGGUGACCUAGAAGAAGAAGAAGAAGCCGAUGGAGAAGGGGAAAGGGGACAACGAAGGAGACUUGUACGGAAUUCUGGGUUUGGACAAGGAAUGUACACAGGCAGAGCUCAGACACGCUUACAAGAACCUUGCUCUGCUUUGGUUUUUUUUGUUUUUCGUUUUUGCCUCUUAACUUUCAUUCCGUUCAAUCCAGUACCUGAAAGCGAUCGAGUAUCCAGAAUCUACGACUCUGGAUUUCAAGAUUUUCCUGAAUUCCAAAAGAUUCUGCUUUGGUUUGGACAGAAAUGGCAUCCAGACCGGUUUUCAGAACCGGGCGACAGAGAAGAAGCCAAGAAGGAAUUUCAGUCGGUUCAGCGUUCAUAUUCUGUCCUGUCUGACACAAACAAGAGGCUGUUGUAUGACGUUGGAGCAUAUGACAGUGAUGAUGAUGACGACGAACUCGGCAUGGGUGACUUCUUGAAUGAGAUGCUGACCAUGAUGGAUCAACAUAAAUCUACGGGUGAAGAGACUCUAGAAGAGUUGCAAGAGCUAUUAGAGGAACUGUUCGAGGAUGAGAUGGACCCGUCCACGAGGGCACAAAAAGGCAAAUACAGCUACUAGAUGCAGCAGCAUUAGUACGUAGAAGACCAUACGGGCCAUAAAUUAAUAUAAUUUUAUGUUAUGGUCGUACAAUGAAAUCGGCAUGUAAUAGCCUUAUUGUUUAUUUUUAUUACAAUUUCAUUUUCUUAAAUCGAUUUAUAAUACUACAAGUUUAUUUA
Tarenaya hassleriana is the source of this 938-nucleotide messenger RNA. Its product is annotated as chaperone protein DnaJ. The transcript is spliced from 5 exons. Bases 271 to 780 code for a protein of 169 amino acids. Lineage: Eukaryota; Viridiplantae; Streptophyta; Magnoliopsida; Brassicales; Cleomaceae. The record is from RefSeq and is a predicted model, not a curated record.